CGAGAUAGAAAAGUGGUGGGGAUGUUACUCCGCGCGAGAAACGGAUCCCGCGGCAGUACGUCGGCGUAGCUCGAGCGGCUCGGAGCUGGUCGGUCCGGGAUUAAAUUCGUCCAUCGGUCCUUGACCCACGACAAGGCUUUUACAUAUCAAUAGCGCUUAUCACAGGAAUCCGUGUUUUUAUAAAAUAAUAGAUUAAUCGAGUUUAACGAGAUUGUUAAGUGUUUUGUACGAAACGAAACGUUAGUGGUGGUGUAACGUUUAUACGAAUUUUUCUCUUUUUUCUUUUUUUUUUCUUUCCUUCCUUUCUUUCCUUAUUUCCAUCUUCUUUCCCAUCUUUCCUUUCACAUCCUAUCCUCUCCUUUCCUUUCUUUCCAUUCUAACGUUCUUUACAACCCUCUCUCUCUCUCUCUCUCUCUCUCGUUUCUGUUAUACUCUCUCAUCUUCGCACCAGUGAGCUUUCAAUCCUUCGAGAGAAAAGCAAGCUCGCGUACAUAACCUCCAUCCGAUGGUUCUCCUUUACUCUUUCACUGUGUUGUUACGACGAACCGAUUUCACAUUGAUUCACGAUGUUCCUUGAAUAUUCAAUAUAUUACGAAAUAUUUUUCCUUUCGUACAUUUUCUAUUCAGUGAAAGAUAUCGAACGUCGAAGUUAAGCCAAGUGUAUUUAAGACGAAGAAGGAAGGUGAGAAAGGAGGAGGAAGAAGAAGAAGAAGAAGAAGAAAAAGAAGAAGAAGAAGAUAGGACCAGCAUCGGAACCACCACCAUUAACACUAUCAUCAUACCAUCACCAUAAUACUUGUUAUCUCAUCUUUAUUGAACACCAUCGUCAUUAUAAUUAUCAACGUCGUCGUCAUCGUCACGCUAAGCGCAAGAAAAGCAUACGUCGUGUGUGUCCACGGCCUAGUGACCUGACCUUGAGUCGGCCCGACCAGGUACAGGAAUUUCAAGAAUGUGAACGACCAAACUUAACGCAAAUGCCCAACAAGGCACGGCCUCGUCGUGAGUGGUCUACCCUGUCCCCCAUAGAUGUCUUGUGGAUGCCCCGCUCCGCCAUGAGGCCGGCCGAGGGCGACACAUCGGAUUGCAUAUUAGUUGUCGGUAUUUCAAGGCCAAAGAUGGCCGCGGCAUUCCUCUCGGUCGCCCUGUUAUCCCUCUUUCUAACAUUCCACGUGCUUUACGAUAGUGCAGUUUACAGUUUGCACGCAGCUUCGGCCGUAGAAGGACGUGCGGUUGAAUUGGUAUCCCAGGUUCGUGCAGCCCCACCACUUUUGUUCUCCAGUAAGGUCCAUUAUCCGCGUACGAGUCGUCACUUACCACAAGCUAUCAUUAUUGGCGUGAGGAAAUGUGGAACGAGGGCGUUGCUAGAGAUGCUUUACCUUCAUCCACAAAUACAAAAGGCAUCCGGCGAAGUACAUUUCUUUGAUCGUGACGAUAAUUACGGGAAGGGACUCGAAUGGUAUCGUAGGAAAAUGCCCUAUUCCUUUAAAGGUCAAAUUACCAUCGAGAAGAGCCCAAGUUAUUUCGUUACGCCCGAGGUACCAGAGAGAAUACGAGCCAUGAACGCCAGCGUAAAGUUAUUAUUGAUCGUGAGAGAACCCGUUACCAGAGCCAUAUCGGAUUACACUCAAUUACGUAUCCACGCUGCUACUGCUUCGACCUUGAUUAGUAACAGCAAUAACAACAACAAUAAUAAUAACAACAACAACAACAACAACAACAUCAAUAACAACAUCAAUAACAACAGCAAUGCCACCUCGUCAUCACGUAGCAACUUUAUAAACAAUCAACUGUCGCAACAAGUUCAGGCAACCCGUACCUUCGAAGAACUGGUGAUACGUCCUGAUGGUACCAUCAACGAAUCCUACAGGCCAGUCGCCAUUUCACUCUAUCACACAUAUAUGCACCGUUGGCUAGAGGUAUUUACAAGAGAACAAAUAUUGAUUGUGAACGGUGAUCAAUUGAUCGAAGAUCCUGUUCCGCAGUUGAGAAGAAUCGAGAACUUUCUAGGUUUAGAGCCGAGAAUAGGUAGGCACAAUUUUUACUUCAAUCACACUAAGGGCUUCUAUUGUCUAAGAAAUGAAACCUCGGAAAAAUGUUUGAGAGAGAGCAAAGGUCGUAGACAUCCCAGAGUCAGUCCGGUUGUUGUCACCAAACUGAGAAGGUUCUUCAACGAACAUAAUCAACGCUUUUAUGAACUCGUUGGCGAGGAUCUCGGCUGGCCCGAGGAAUAGCCAUCGUAGAUAUUUUCGAUUUGACGUUCGUUCUUUGAUUAUUUCUAUAUUCUCUCUCUUUUUCUUUUUCUUCUUUAUUUUUAUUCUCGAGAUUAUAAUAGGUCUGAGACUGAGAAAAAUAAUGAAUAUGAUAAGAUCGUUUUAAUUUUGACGUUCUAAAUGCAUCCGUCUAUAAUCGCGAUAAUCUAAUAAUCCAAAUAUUGCGUAUGUUAUCGCGUUCUUUCUAAGUCGAUUUAUAAAAAUCAAUGAAAGAAAAGUGAAUCCGUCUUGUCGGCACUUUCAAUAUUAAAUCGCAAUCAUGCAAGAGGAAAAACGUCGUCGUAUUUGUCUAUAUGAUAAAAUUAAAGCGUUCAUCGAUCGAUCCGAAAGAUAUCACUUCUCGCUGGCGAGAAUCACGAAGCUGUAGAUAAAAAUAAUUAUGUGUAACGAUAGUUAACGAACGAUCUCGUGUGAUCGAAACGAGACAGUAUGUGCGUGUUAGUUUCGAAAUAAAAAAGAGGAAUCUCCGAUUCAAAGAUGGACGACGUCACGUAACCGUAUUCACGUGACCAAACUAUAAACCAUGUGACUUUUAUUGUCGGGUCCCUCGAACAAGGACAGCGUCCACCAUCUUCGAGAUUUCUUUUUUGUGACCGAUAAUUUAAAAAACAAAACAAAGAGAAAGAAGAAAAAUGAAUGAAAAAAAGAUCGCGUCGAGUUCGUUCGAAAGAAACUAAUCAAACUGACUAAUUAAUUUACAUGGUUAUGUUGUACGAGAAGAUUCCGACAAGAUGGACGACACGUCACGUGACUAAACGUACCAGAUGACUCGGACGCCAUGACAACGUCCAUCUUUGCGUUCAUCCAGGACACAUGACGUGGGAAGGAUCUUUUUUCAUUGAUUCAUUCAAUAAAAAUUAAAAAGAAAAACAAAAAAAAAACAUAAAAGAUACAAGAAAAAAGAUAUAGAGGGAGAGAGAAAGAGAAACGUGAUUUUUAAUCAAGAACGAACGUUGGAUCAGGAUUAAAUACUUCCAUCAUACUUUGACAUUGGUGGUAUCACAAAAAAAAAAAAGAAAUACGGUGCUAAUGUACUUCCUAUGAUGAUCCUUCGAUAUUUUGUUUUUUUCUUGUCAUAUUUUCUUUGUUCUUGUUUACACUUCUCCAACCGAGCGUAUAUAAAUACAAUUUUAUUGAAGGAUUGAAAGUUCGUCACGUUCGUGCUCGAUUCAGAGAUAUCAUAUAAUUUUUCUACUCCCUUUCCCAAACCACUUCAACCUUCUAUCGCUCACUUACCCCUUUCCUCGAAACUUAACACCUAUACUAAUUAAUUCAAUUGAGAAAUCGAAUUAACAUUAAUGCGUUACAUUAUCACGAAAAUUUUGCAAGGGUUGCAACUGGAAAAAAAAAAGAACAAUGUCGGAAAUAAACGUAUCUAUCUUUUGAUAAUCAUGGUUAAACGAAAAUAUAUCGAUAAAUGGCGGACGGAAAAACAAUAUCAACGAAAACGUCCCUAUUACAUAUCGUGAUACGAAACACGAUGUAAAAUAAAAAAAAAAAAAAAUUGGAAUAUAUAUUUUUUAAUUAGACAACGAUGGAGAAUUAAAAUCGUGAGUGGCUCGUUUCACGAGCUUGCUAAAAGCUGUAAAACACGCGCCGUUAAAUCGAGUGCAUGCAAUUUAACUGAUCUGAGGAAGUAGAAAAUGCAGAAAGAGACAGAGACAGAGACAGAGCUAGAGAUAGAGAUAGAGAUAAAGAUAAAGAUGGAGACGAAGACGGAGAUGGAGAAUGCUGGAUAGAUGGCAGCCAUCUUUGUGCUGGCGCCAUUAUUAUCAGCGAAUCUCGACAAAUCCUCUUUUUCUCUAUCUCUCUUUCUCCUUCUCUUUCUCUCUCUCUCUCUCUCUCUCUCUCUUUCUGAUUCUUUGACUCUCUGACUUUCAACAUGAACGAAUAGGAAUAAGAAAGUAAACAAAAUUUUCUCUCAAUCUCGUUAAAUCGUCCUCGAAAAAUCAUUUCAAUUGAGUGCAAUUAAAUUCGGUAAACUCGUAUAUCUUUC
Messenger RNA from Vespula pensylvanica (western yellowjacket), 4266 nucleotides. It is a transcript of the gene Hs3st-A, whose product is annotated as heparan sulfate glucosamine 3-O-sulfotransferase 1-like. The record is from RefSeq and is a predicted model, not a curated record. The transcript is spliced from 4 exons. Gene Ontology annotation, molecular function: [heparan sulfate]-glucosamine 3-sulfotransferase activity. Lineage: Eukaryota; Metazoa; Arthropoda; Insecta; Hymenoptera; Vespidae. Bases 975 to 2231 code for a protein of 418 amino acids.